Miscanthus lutarioriparius is the source of this 621-nucleotide messenger RNA. The record is from the annotation of a GenBank genome assembly. Lineage: Eukaryota; Viridiplantae; Streptophyta; Magnoliopsida; Poales; Poaceae.
AUGGCACCUUCAUCGACAUCGUCCUGCUCUCCCCCUGCAGCUCGGCAAUACAACCUGCGUACUAAACGAGCCAAGAUGAAUCACAAGGCUAGUAUAUAUUCCAAAAGGCCAACCAGGGACCAAGUGGUGGACGGCCCUCCGAAAAAGAAGAAAAGUGCCAACUUGGAUGACUAUGUCAGAGACAUCUCAGAAACUGUAGUAGCUUGGAGUUCCAACUUGGAUGACUAUGAGCAAGAGGAGCUGGACCUUGUGGUCCAGAUUUUAGAACAAGAUGGUAUCUACAAGGGGUCAGAUCUGUACCGCAAAGCAUUAUAUGCGGGACGAGUGGUCGAAGAAGGUCACGAAGGUGGCGGCGGUGAUUGUGAUGAUCACUCACGCCUUCUGAGGCCGGAGGCGGGACAAGUUGUUAGUGAACGUCACGAAGGUGGUGGCGGUGAUGAUCGCUCCCGAGAAAGCGACGUCAAGGUGGUGGCAGUGGAGAAUGUCGCUCCCGGGAGGUGGCGUCGCGUCGCUGAGUUAUGGGGACGACAGAUCACUCUUUGGCAAUUGUGGCGAUGGAGGCGGCCCGCAGAGCUUCCUGUCAGCUGGCAAAGCCAACAUGGCCACUGCCAGUGUUGCUAG